AUGGCAGAACGACGAUUGACUUGUCUGGAACGAAGCCUCUCAAAGAAACCGGAAUUAUACGCGAACGUCCGUCAACAGAUACUCGACUAUCAAGCAAAGGGUUACGCGCACAAGCUAACCGAUGAAGAAACUAACCGCAGUGAACCAAAAAAGGUGUGGUAUUUGCCGCUAGGAGUCGUGCAGAACCCGAACAAACCCGGAAAAGUUCGGGUCAUAUGGGAUGCUGCCGCCAAAACUGGUGGUGUUUCACUGAACUCAAUGCUUCUGCCGGGCCCGGAUCUUCUCACUUCGCUUCCAUCUGUAUUGUUCCGCUUUCGCCAACGAGAGGUUGCCGUCACAGGCGACAUUAAGGAAAUGUUCCACCAGAUUAUCAUUCGUCCGGAAGAUCGACAGGCCCAGCGUUUCCUGUGGCGGGACAGUCAGGAAGACCCGAUUCAGGAAUACGUCAUGGACGUAGCCACGUUUGGGUCUACAUGUUCGCCAUGUUCUGCCCAAUACGUAAAGAACAAAAACGCUGAGGAAUGGAAGCAGAGAUAUCCCGAAGCAGCUGCUGCAAUAGUAGAGAAUACCUAUGUAGAUGAUUAUGCAAACAGUGCAGAUACGGUUGAAGAAGCAGUUCGCGUAGCACUCGAAGUGAAGAAGAUUCAUGCUAGCGCGGGCUUUGUAAUUCGGAAUUGGCUCUCGAAUUCCGGACAAGUUCUUCGACGGGUCGGGGAACAAGGUUCAGAAACCACGAAAACCUUUUCAGUGGGAAAGUCAGCCGAUGCAGAACGAGUUCUGGGUAUAACCUGGCUUCCAGAAUAUGACAGCCUCAUGUUCGCCGCCAAGUUUCGCCCUGAUAUUCAACAUCUACUAGACGAAGACAUGAUUCCAACCAAGCGUCAGGUGCUCAGGGUCGUGAUGAAUAUUUUUGACCCCCUCGGACUGGUGGCGGCCAGUGAAGAGAAUUGCGUCGACUGGGACGACCAGAUUCCACCGGAGAUAAUCGAUCAAUGGCGGCGAUGGGUCGAGGUGCUUCGUAAUCUAGACCACGUGGAGAUCCCGCGCUGUUACUUCCCUGGAUACGACCCACGCAGCCUUCAGAGCCUGGAACUUCAUGUUUUUGUCGAUGCGAGUGAGGCAGCGUAUACGAGUGCCGCAUAUUUUCGAAUCGUCGAUCGUGGGCAUGUCCGCUGCGCACUUGUUGCUGCCAAAACUAAAGUGGCCCCUCGGUCAGUUCCCCGGCUAGAGUUACAGGCUGCAGUCAUUGGAGUAAGAUUAAUGAAGUCGGUUCAGGAGCAUCACACCUUACCGAUCAGUCGUCGUGUGAUCUGGGGUGACUCGAAAACGGUGCAGGUCAGCGAGAUCCUUAGCGAAACGAGUACAGACGAAUGGCGAUGGGUUCCGACGCGGCUCAAUGUUGCAGAUGAGGCCACAAAAUGGGGCAAAGGACCAUGCUUCCAAACUGACAGUCGGUGGUUUGUUGGCCCUGAAUUUCUGUACAAGGACGAAUCUGAAUGGCCUAUACAAGAGUCCUCCCCGCCGGACACUUCGGAAGAAAUGCGCGUGGUUCACGCUCACCAUCGAGUGGCUCCGGAAUCUCUGAUUAAAUAUCACCGGUUUUCCAAAUAUCAACGGCUGCUGCGGACCGUAGGAUUCGUUCUUCGCUUCAUUGAUUCCUGCCGUAAAAGAAUUGAUCCCGAACGGCGUCAUUCCAGGACAUUGUCAAAAGAAGAACUGUUGAAAGCAGAAGUUGUGCUGUGGAAGCUGGUGCAGGCCGAAGAAUACUCUGAAGAGCUAACAACAUUGCGCAGAAAUCAUCAGUUGUCACCGGAAUGCGGCAAGCGGCUGGAGAAAAGCAGUCCACUGCGAAAGUUGUCAGUAUUUUUGGACGAACAAGGAGUCUUGCGGAUCGAAGGACGAAUUGGUGCGGCCAAAUGUGUUCCAUACGGGUCCAAGUUUCCCGUGAUUCUUCCGAAAAAGCACCGUUUCACCGAGUUACUCGUUGAAUUCUUCCAUCAGCGCUACGCACACGGAUUUGGAGAAACAGUAACGAAUGAACUACGACAGAGUUUUCACAUCCCAAGUUUGAGAACAGUUGUUGGGAAAGUGGCUAGGAGUUGUCCAUGGUGUACCGUAUAUCGCGCUGUACCGAAGGCACCUCGAAUGGCACCUCUUCCAGCAGUACGAGUGACCCCUUAUGUCCGGCCAUUUACAUUCAUCGGAAUCAACUACUGUGGACCGUUCAUGAUUCGGAUCGGCAGAAGCAGCGUAAAACGUUGGGUUGUGCUCAUCACCUGCUUGACGGUACGAGCCGUACACCUAGAAGUCGCCAGCAGCAUGUCCAGCGAGUCGUGUAAGAUGGCGAUCAGGCGGUUUAUAGCCAGGAGAGGUGCUCCACAGGAGAUUUAUAGUGAUCAGGGCACGAACUUCAUCGGAGCGAGCAGAGUGCUAAAAGCGGAAGUUGCAACGGUGAAUCGUGUCUUGGCAGGAAGUUUUACCAACCGUGACACUCAAUGGCGGUUCAAUCCUCCCGCCGCCCCGCACAUGGGUGGCGUGUGGGAACGCCUAGUACGAACCGUGAAGACUUCGUUGGAAUCUCUGUCGAUCAUCAAAACACCGGACGAAGAAACUUUCAACACUCUCCUCAUUGAAGUCGAAGGAAUCGUCAAUUCCAGGCCGUUGACGUUUGUGCCUCUAGAAACGGAAGAUGAUGAAGCGCUUACGCCCAACCACUUCCUUAUGCUGAGCUCAAAUGGCGUUUGCCAGCCACCGCAAAUGCCAGCAAAGGACAGUGGUCGGUCGCUUCGGGCUAAUUGGGACCAGGUGCGAUGCUUACUGGAUGAAUUUUGGAGCAAGUGGAUCAAGGGAUACCUGCCUACCAUCUGCCAUCGCACGAAGUGGUUCGACGACACCAAGCCAGUCAACGUUGGAGACCUGGUGUUCAUAGUCGAUGAAGGUAUACGGAACAGCUGGAUACGCGGAAAGGUGGUGAAGGUGAUCCCUGGCAGCGAUGGAAGAGUACGAAGAGUUGAUGUGCAGACGAACAACGGAGUGUUGCAGAGACCAGUUACCAGUUGGAGAGUGAUCGUGGACUUGCUAGCCGUAGUUCGGGUCACCGUUGCUGUUGUCCACGUCCUCGCCGUCGUCGUCGUCGCCGUUGAUUAA
Messenger RNA from Aedes albopictus (Asian tiger mosquito), 3147 nucleotides. RefSeq lists its product as uncharacterized. Gene Ontology annotation, biological process: DNA integration. Gene Ontology annotation, molecular function: nucleic acid binding. The transcript has 4 exons. The record is from RefSeq and is a predicted model, not a curated record. The coding region runs from base 1 to 3147 and encodes 1048 amino acids. Lineage: Eukaryota; Metazoa; Arthropoda; Insecta; Diptera; Culicidae.